AGCAGUAAAAGUUAUGCACCGCCAGUAAAUAAAUUUGACACGCAAUCAAAGAACAGUGUACCAUCGCGAUGUAUGCCGUCCGAUCGUGUGUACUGUUGCUGUUGGUGGCGGCCAAAAACGUGUUGAAUUUUGAAGAGCUGAACGUAACGAAGCCAGCACCACUUUGCUGUAAGACGCCCGGUGGCCAACCGGCAUUGGCUAAGUGUGUAGGUACUGUUUUCGGUACAGUAUUUAAGUUCAACGAAAUAGUUCCACUUUAUGGUUCGGUCAUCGACACGGACAAUUGCAAGAAUGGUGCGACAGCAGACGAGACAGAUAAAAUCGGCGCUAUAGUGGCUUUACAAAAAUGUUGUCCGUCAAGCAAGUGGUACGAUGUGACGUCGAGCUCGUGCCGAUUUCGGCCUAAAACCGACGGGUGGCCUAGACUGAUCGACGUGUUGCUCGAUCUAGACCGGAGUACAGCCAUUGACGUUAACGAUUCUUGGGCGGUCGGCUACAAUUACAAUUUACCCAAGUGCAAUAAAUCUGAUGUGAUUGUUGAUUUGCCGGUAGAAGUGAACGCUUACCGUAUGUUGACCGGUAGUCCAAACGACCGGUGCGUGGAUUUUAAACUGGCGCCUCGAUGGCAUCAGACCAAUGGUCUAGUGAUGCGCGGGUGUCGGCCUAGACGUGACCACUGUAAAAAUAACACUUGUGUCAGGAAAUGCUGCUUACCAAACAAACUCAUUGUCGGAGAAUAUUGUAAUGAAACGACGGAUAUGCCACUUUUCUCACCGCCAAUUGUCCAAUACAAUACAGAUAGUAAUGAAGAGAAAUUGGAAAACGUCACCAUAUUACCUUUAUAUCAAAUAAAAUGUGAUCGGUAUCCAUUGAAAGAAUCGUUUCAUAUUCUUCCUGACGGAAGUCUUUAUCAGUUAUCAUCAAAAUUGACAGUUCCACAUGACGAAUAUUGCAUUGAUUACUACGCAGAAAACUUUACCACGCAAGAUAUUGUUAUGAAGGCGUUCAUUUGUUUCGAUAGAUCUGGGCCCACAACUUCGGUCGCCCCUGAUCAAGUCAAAGGAAGUUGGAAAUACAUUGUCUUAACGGCCGGCAUUGUGCCGUCACUUAUUUGUUUGACAAUUACCCUGAUAGUUUAUGGCAUUUUAACUAGUUUGCGUAACAUGCACGGCUACUACAUCAUGUGUUACGUGGCAUGCUUAUUGAUAUCAUACUCUUGUCUGUUGAUAGUCAACUGGAAAUCUGAUGAUUUAAGCCCUCCUAUUUGUACUACAAUUGGUUAUGUUACAUUGUUCGCAUUUCUCGCUUCUUUUUGCUGGCUCAAUGUAAUUUGUUUUGAUAUCUAUUGGACUCUAAGGUACACAAAUACGGUGCGUAGGAAAACUUCAAUAUCUAAACGAACAAUAUUCUACAAUAUCUACUGUUGGACAUUUGCCAUGACAUGUACCUGUUUGACUGUAGCUGCUCAAUUCUAUGGUUCUGGAACUAUCCCUGAACAACUAUUACCAAACAUGGGCUCUCAUAGUUGUUGGUUUACUAAUAGCAAUAAUAGUAUUGUGGUAUUCUUUUUGGUUCCAAUGUCAAUCAUGUUAUUGGUGAACAUAUUCUUAUUUUUAUUAACUGCCAUGCAUUGUGUCAGAAUCAAGUCAGAGCUUAACAAAUUCAAAAGAUCCGAUACAAAAACAAAAAGGUUUCAAGCUGAAAAAGAAAAAUUUAUUAUGAGUAUCAAAUUGUUUUUGGUAAUGGGAAUAUCAUGGACGUCAGAAGUUUUAGGAAGAAUUUUACCCCAAUUGCAGUAUGUUUGGGAAGUAUUAGAUUCAGUCAAUUCACUACAGGGCGUACUAAUAUUUUUUGUGUUUGUACUUAAACGUAAAGUCUUGUCAGAUUUAAAAAAAAAAUUAAAAAAGUCGUGCGACUUAUCCAAAGAUUCAACCAAAAUUUAUACUGUAUCGGGUACAUCACAGAAUGGAAGUUCUCGAAAAACAAGUAGUUAUAACUUCUAGAACUAUAAUAUAACAUUGUCAGUCUUAAAGUAAAAUUCAUACAAUUGAAUAUUAUUUAUUAUUACAUCACUAUUUUGAAUGGUACUAUAAAAAAAUUCAGCAUUAUCAUUAUGCUAUUUUAAUUUUAAUAAUGAGAUACUGUGAGUAUCAUUUUUACUAUGCCACUGAACUUCAUUGAUUAAAAUUUAUUGUAACAUUAUUUUAAUUAGUAUAAAAUUUAAGCAUAAAAUAUUCUUGAAAUUAAGAAAAAAUAACACUUAUAAAUUAAAUUAUUGAUUUAAAUGAGUAAUAGUAUACUUCGUUUAAUUUAAUUUCCAGUACAGUAAACCAUUGAAAAAUUCCAGUUCUAGAUUGUAAAAAUAUUUUAUAUAUUUCGUAAAACAUACAUUGAAAAGCUUGUCCAUAAAUUUAAUAACUAAAUUUAAACUUACAAUAGGUUAAAUUGAACAGUAGUAAAAAUCAUGUCGAUAAAUAAAAAAUUAGUUAACUAAUUCAUAUUAUUAAAUGUUCUGUAGUCAAGAAUCCUUGUAUAACACUUUUUUAGUCAUUAUUAUAAUUCAUUUAUUUCAAUAAUUAUAUUUAUAUAAUAUUUAUUUCAUUUUUCCUAAAAAAAUUACAGUCUGAUUUAUUAAGUAUACAUCCCCUAAUUUUUUGUUAAAUAAUUUAUAUAUAAAUAUAUGAAUAAAGUUUCAUUUAUACAUAAAUAAUGAUAAAUAUAAAUAAUGGAUUAAAUUAAUUAUUGAUUGGUCUAAAAUAAGUUUUAAAAUAUAAAUUAACUUGGUUCCGUUGGGUUAGGUUUUCUAUCAUAGUUAAUAUCAUUUUUAAAUAUAGACAAAAAGGAUAAGAGUCUUAAUAGACAUUUCCUCUGUGUGUUUGUAUAAUAUUAGUCUUUAAAUUAAUAGAUCAUAAGAAAUAUUAACGUGUUUCUCAACAUUUUUUAAUUUUUUAAUUCUAAUACCUUAAAAUUUAUUAUUUUAAAACUAUAUAUCAUACAGUUAACACGGCUUAUUACUCUUAGAAAAUACAUAUAUUCAUAAGGUAUAUUUAUCCUCUAUGAGUAAUUAUUAUGUGAUUGUUUUUGUCUUUUUUUAACUGAAUGUUUAUCAUGGUUUAUAGAUAAAUGAGUCAUAAUUAAUUAUUCAAUGAAUACUAAGAGAUAUACUACGACUUACUACUAAUAAAUAGUAGAUUAACUUUAUAUUAUUUAUUUAGUACUCAAAAAUAUAUUGUAUUAAGUUUUUACUGUAUUUUUUUCCAAGUUAUGUAUAAUUGUUGUUGUUUUUUUGUAUAUUUUGUGUAUUUUUUACGUUUUCCUAUAGCUGUUAAAUAUUAUUUAUCUAUAUAUACUAUUAUUAUAUUAUAUAAAAAAUACCUAAGAUAUUCACUAAAUUUAAAGAUAGAGAUUGUUAUCAAAUUCAUCUCUAUUAUUGUAAAUGUUAUAUUACUUGUUAUACAAGUAUUUAGUUUGUAUAAUUGAUUGAUAUUCAUAUUAAAAUUGCCAGUC
Messenger RNA from Daktulosphaira vitifoliae (grape phylloxera), 3507 nucleotides. RefSeq names its product probable G-protein coupled receptor Mth-like 3. Gene Ontology annotation, molecular function: G protein-coupled receptor activity. Gene Ontology annotation, biological process: cell surface receptor signaling pathway; G protein-coupled receptor signaling pathway. Gene Ontology annotation, cellular component: membrane. The record is from RefSeq and is a predicted model, not a curated record. Bases 69 to 2003 code for a protein of 644 amino acids. NCBI's taxonomy places the organism in Eukaryota, Metazoa, Arthropoda, Insecta, Hemiptera, Phylloxeridae. The transcript has 6 exons.